AUGGGCACUGAUAGGCAUCACUGAUGGGCACUGAUAGGCUGCACUGAUGAGGCACCACUGGUGGGUAUUGAUGAGGAGGCACUCAUGCAGGGGCGGACUGACAACUCAUGGGGCCCCGGGCAAUAGGGGACCAUGGGGCCCCUGUGUCCUUGCCCAAACUCAAAAAAGCCUAUGAAAAAGGUACCAGGGGCAUCUCACGGGGCCCCCUACUGACCCCGGGCCCUCAGGCAGUGCCCGAGUUUCCAAAUGGUCAGUCCGCCCCU
This is a messenger RNA of Staurois parvus, 263 nucleotides long. NCBI's taxonomy places the organism in Eukaryota, Metazoa, Chordata, Amphibia, Anura, Ranidae. The record is from the annotation of a GenBank genome assembly.